Messenger RNA from Linum trigynum, 926 nucleotides. Lineage: Eukaryota; Viridiplantae; Streptophyta; Magnoliopsida; Malpighiales; Linaceae. The record is from the annotation of a GenBank genome assembly.
UCUAGAAACCCGUUAGAAACUUUGUUUCUAACAUCUGGUAUCAGAGCCAUGGUCGAAGACCUGAGUUUAUCACAACUCUCUCAGGGACAGCUUCCUACCAAAUCGAAACUGAUAAGUUCAACCGUUAUAUCGGAGCUGACGUGGGUUCAAAAGCAAGGAAGAAUGUGGCAGAUCGUGGAGUAUUGGAAGGAGCACGGGCUGCGUACUGCCGCGAAGGCUGGUGAGGACGCUGCGGCGGGCGGGCUACCGCUGUCCGCCGUUGCUGACGGGGACGAGUUCGAAAAAGAUGGACAAGAACUGGUGACUCCUGACGCUGAUGACCCAAGCGCCUCGCCACCACGCAAGCCUGCUGUUGCUCUCCAGCUUCACUCGAAUAUGACGAUAGCGGCGGUAGAGCGGCAAAGUGAGGUGGUGACGACCCUAACGCCAGAGGAUAACGAGCUGGCGCGUGCGCUGAUGACCAAGGAGGAAUCUUCCAGCGAUUCUGAAUCCCUAACUCGAGAUUCAAGGGGAAAGAAUAGCAGGGCCAAUUGGAAGUUCCGGAAGAAGAGAGAAAGGUCAGAAGAUGGUUUUGGUGCUGAGAAACGGAAUAAUCAAGGAGGGGUGGUCACCUGUCUAUCAAAGGGUUGGAGAAAAGAAGAGUCGUCGCGGGUUCGAGAAGAAUCUGCCGGGAACGGGAUGACAACGCAGAACGUCACUCCACCCUUGCCAUUCGCUGUGACGGGCGCCGUCUAAACGACCACGCAGAUGGAGACCCGCUCGACACGACCAGCCAUCAACGCUGUAACAUCCCGUAUCCGGGUGGAAUCUUACACCAAACCGGUUCGAUGCAUCAACAAAGAAUGAAUUCGACAAGAUCGAGAGAAUCAUUCGUCCUCCUCAAUUAAUGUCGUGAAAAAUAUGGAGAAUAAAUAUAGCACGAAGGG